AUAUUCGGUAACCGGCUCUACGGCGUCCUCUACCGGCGAACAACAGGCAGUGGGAAACGAGAUUUUGCGGUGCGCGUAAUUUGCUUGAAAUUAGAUUUAAUCAGAUGAUUCUAUUAUAUUCUGUUCUGCCAAAUACUAUGGUUAACUAUCAUCUUUGGAACAAUAUUAGGUUUAAACUAAAUGUGUCUGAAUUGUUAUAUAGCUAAGCUUUACGUAAUUAUAUCAUUGUUUUUUAUAAUCAUGUAGUAUUUCAUAAUUGAUAAUAAGUCAGAUAUAACCUAAUAGUGUUUUGCCAGUUGUUGGUUCAGGCUACAAUAUUCCAGUUCCAGUUACCUCCAAAUGAUGGCGACAAAAUACACAAGAUGGCUCAACCAUCCAUCCAAUUAAAUGACUAUGCCUGCAUAUACUGAUGUGUCACUUCUUUUUUGUUAUCGUCAUCAUCAAUCCUAAUUAAAAGUACAAAUUGAUAGUAGCUGUAAAGUGCAUUAGUGUAAAUAUUGUCAGGUUGUCAGGUUGCUCUCCUUUCAACCAAUUAGUAACCCUGCAACUGAUAAGUCUGGUAGUAUUAAUCUAAUAUGCAUUUACCGUAGAAAAACAACAAAUCACAAUAGCCAGACUAGCGGUUUUAACUUUUGAUUCAUUAUGUGAUCCUAUUACUUGGAGUAUUAGACAAACAAUAUGCUAAUUUAAAUGUUUUUAAUAAGACAAAAAUAUAAUUCUUAUAAAUACAUAUAUUCUGUGGAGCGGCAACGCUGAGAACCAAAGAGCAGCAGAACUCCGAUCUCCAGAAGACACUGGUCACAACAAUAUUUACUCACUGGGCCCAUAGAGAUUACUCCUCCCAGGAACAGUGGUGGGAAUGUGAUGGAAGCGGGAAGUAUGUGUUAGUCUCUGACAGGAUGUGAGAAUUUAUGUUUGCCUUCCAGUGUAGCCACUUAGAAAAGAAGUAAAAGGAUGUUUCCUCUACUGACGAGGUCCAUACCCACCAGGUCCAUCGUUUACAGGAAUGCCACUCAGCGGGUUCAACGGUCAAACAUCUACAGCAAACCAGCCAAGGAUUCCAUUGGACCGAUGAUAAAUUCAACAAAAUAUGUUCAGGCAAAUGUAUUUAUGGCUGAGGACCAAGUUCAAUGUAUGACAGUGAGUCCCUUUUCACGCUGGCAACGUUUGCCGUGACGCUCCUGGUUCCUGCAGGAUGGAUCCUACACCAGAUUCCGGUUUACCGUCAAAGAUCGCCACCACCUCCCCCCUGACGCGGAGAUCAGUCCCACACUGAAGCCGAGAUGUAACUGAUGGGAACAUACAUGAUGUUUCCUGUUGCAUGCUAAUUAGUGAGAACGUGUUGCACAACUCUCCUAUAGCGUAUUGUUUUUUUAUUUAGAGUAUGCACCACAAAUGUAUUGCACUGCUUUCUGUAAUGACGCUGAGGGAGAAAAAGAACACUGAGUACACACAGGAAAUAAAUAACAUGUUGGAAUGGAUUCUGUCUGCGUUUAGAGAAAUCUAUUUGUUUGUUUAACCCAGGCAGAGGACUAUGUGUAGGUCAGAGGGAAGUUCAGGACCACACUCAAGUCCCAGGAUGUUGUGGAUAAUAUUUUGAUCGAAACCAUGUUCUGGCUUGAAUCUGAGAGCUGUGUUAAUCACAUAAAAUAUACAGGUAAUAUUUUACAUAUCUGUUCUUCUGAUAUAACAGUGGAGACUCCAUAAUCCAAUGUUUAUUGAAUCUACAAUCAUUCACAUUAACUCAGAAAAUACCAACAACGUCUGUAAAAUAGAGUAAUGCGUAGCCUACUAUGGUCAUUAGGUAAAGCAGAUUAAGGCAGUGUGUCAACAAUCUGUUGCAUAUGUUGUCCCAGCAAGCACGGCUCAGUCCAGUGAAGAGACAUACUCAUGGGUGAACCAUAUUUACCCCCCAUCAUUCUUCACCUUAAAUUGACUAUUUCUUGAAUGACAAUUUAUCAAAACCGGAGCAGUCCAUUUGGCAAGGUACGACGUUCAGUUCUGCAUCAAGAUUUCUCUCUCACCGGCAUCGAGGCUUUAACGCUUUCCCCAAUUCAUAAAUCGGUCUCAUGUCGCCGAACGCUUCGUGUUGGUGAUUGGUGCAGGAGCCACUGCGAACUGUAACACGUUCAUUUCACAAGUGGUACAAUCAAGCCGAGCUCGGAGCGAGGAAGGGGAGAUCACUUUUCACGACUGGAGGAAACACAGCGCCGGCGAGGAAACAAUUGACAGGGUGCUUUUCUCUUUCCCAUUCUAAAAGUGCUGUCCGAAAUGUCUACCAAGGCAGAGCAGUUUGCUUCUAAGAUACGGUACUUGCAAGAGUAUCACAACCGUGUGCAACACAAUAUUUACCCUGUGCCUUCUGGAACAGACAUUGCAAACACACUGAAAUACUUUUCCCAAACCCUACUCAGCAUUCUGUCCCGCACAGGCAGGAAGGAGACCCAGGAAGCUUCCAAUUUGGCCGUGCCCAUGACCAUGUGUCUUUUUCCUGUGCCAUUCCCACUCACCCCAUCUCUAAGACCACAAGUCAGUUCCAUCAACCCUACAGUUACUCGCUCCCUCCUUUACAGCGUUCUGCGCGAUGCCCCGUCUGGCCGCGGGGGGCAGGGGCAGCAGAGUCGGGACGCUCAGCUCUCAGAGUACCCCUCUCUGGACUAUCAGGGCCUCUAUGUGACCCUCGUGACCCUGCUUGACCUGGUGCCCCUGCUGCAGCACGGUCAGCAUGAUCUUGGACAGUCCAUAUUUUACACUACAACUUGCCUCCUGCCCUUUCUCAGUGAUGAUAUUCUCAGCACUUUGCCCUAUACUAUGAUCUCCACUUUAGCCACAUUUCCCCCUUUCCUUCACAAAGACAUCAUUGAAUACCUGAGCACCUCUUUUCUUCCCAUGGCGAUAUUGGGUUCGACUCGAAGGGAGGGGGGUGUACCCGCGUAUGUCAAUCUCUCUGCCUCCUCUAUGCUAAUGAUAGCCAUGCAGUACACCUCAAACCCAGUGUAUCACUGUCAGUUGUUGGAGUGUCUGAUGAAGCACAAGCAGGAAGUGUGGAAGGACCUGCUUUACGUCAUAUCCUACGGACCGUCCCAAGUGAAGCCCCCCGCCGUGCAGAUGCUGUUCCACUACUGGCCCAACCUGAAGCCCCCCGGAGCCAUCAGCGAGUACCGGGGUCUGCAGUACACAGCCUGGAACCCCAUCCACUGUCAACACAUCGAGUGCCACAAUGCCAUCAACAAACCUGCGGUCAAGAUGUGCAUCGACCCUACUCUUUCCGUUGCCCUGGGCGACAAGCCGCCGCCCCUCUACAUCUGUGAGGAAUGCAGUCAGAGGAUCGCAGGAGACCACCCUGAUUGGCUCGUUGACGUUCUCCUGCCCCAAGCUGAGAUAUCCGCCAUUUGUCAAAAGAAGAACUGUAGCUCCCACGUCAGAAGGGCGGUUGUCACCUGCUUCUCAGCUGGCUGCUGCGGGCGCCAUGGCAACCGGCCUGUCCGCUACUGCAAGCGUUGCCAUGUCAACCACCAUAGCAGCGAGGUGGGGGCUGCGGCAGAGACCCAUCUCUACCAGACCUCGCCGCCCCCCAUCAACACCCGGGAGUGCGGGGCGGAGGAGCUGGUGUGCACGGUGGAGGCUGUCAUCAGCCUUCUGAAGGAGGCUGAGAUCCACGCUGAGCAGCGGGAGUUUGAGAUGAACCGGCGUCGUCAGAUGGGGCUGUCCGCCUCCGACCACUCCCUGGACAACAUCGACUUUGACAACAAGGAGGACGACCAGCACGACCAGCGGCUGCUCAGCCAGUUCGGCAUCUGGUUCCUGGUGAGCCUGUGCACGCCCAACGAGAACACGCCCACGGAGAGCCUGGCGCGGCUGGUCAGCAUGGUGUUCCAGUGGUUCCACUCCACUGCCUACAUGAUGGACGACGAGGUGGGCAGCUUGGUGGAGAAGCUCAAGCCCCAGUUCGUCACCAAGUGGCUGAAGGGCGUGUGCGACGUGCGCUUCGACGUCAUGGUCAUGUGCCUGCUGCCCAAGCCCGUGGAGUUCGCCCGGGUGGGCGGCUACUGGGACAAGUCAUGCACCACGGUGACCCAGCUGAAGGAGGGCCUGAACCGCAUCCUGUGCCUGAUCCCCUACAACGUCAUCAGCCAGCCGCUGUGGGAGUGCUUCAUGCCCGAGUGGCUGGAGGCCAUCCGCACCGAGGUCCCGGACCACCAGCUGAAGGAAUUCCGGGAAGUGCUGAGUAAGAUGUUUGAUAUCGAGCUCUGCCCGCUGCCCUUCUCCAUGGAGGAGAUGUUUGGCUUCAUUAGCUGCAGAUUCUCUGGCUAUCCAGCGUCUGUCCAGGAGCAGGCUCUGCUGUGGCUGCACGUGCUGUCCCAACUGGAUAUCGUGGUUCCUCUUCAGCUGUUGAUUGGCAUGUUUUCCGACGGGGUCAACUCUGUGAAAGAACUGGCCAAUCAGAGGAAAGCAAGGGUCUCAGAUCUGACAGGCACCACUGGGGCUCGCAGGGUCAGCGUGGUGUCGGACCCCGGGCGCCGGGGGCAGCUGAACACGCUGAGCCCGUUCCCCAGUCCGUUCCGGAGCCCCUUCCACUCCCCGCUGCACUGCAGCCCCUUCAAGAACCUGGGCCACGCGGCGGGGACCUGCGCCCUGGACCUGGACUGUGACGACGACGACAUGAACCUGGGCUGCUUCAUCCUCAUGUUCGACCUCAUCCUCAAGCAGAUGGAGCUCCAGGAUGACGGCGUGAUGCUGGGCCUGGACAGCAGCCUGGGGAAGGACAUCGUGGGCAUCAUCAACAACGUGUUCCAGGCGCCGUGGGGCGGCUCACACACCUGCCACAAGGACGAGAAAGCCCUGGAGUGCAGCCUGUGUCACUCCAGCAUCCUGUGCUACCAGCUGGGCUGCGAGCUGCUGGAGAGGCUCACCCCCCGGGAGGAGAUCCGCCUGGUGGAGCCAACGGACAGCUUGGAGGAGACUCUGCUGCUGCCCCAGACAGACUUCUCCCUGGGGACGGAUGCCGGGACAGAGGAAGGAGACAACCCGAACGGAACGAGCACCGACAACGCCAGCAGCCACUCUCCAGAGAACCCCUCCACGAAGAGUAACUCUGAGAAGAAGUUCUCAUACCAGCAGCUGCCAGUGUCUUUGAAGCUCAUUUACACCAUUCUGCAGGAAAUGUCCAAGUUCGAGGAGCCCGACAUCUUGUUCAACAUGCUGAACUGCCUGCGGAUCCUCUGCCUGCACGGGGAGUGUCUGUACCUAGCCCGCAAGGACCACCCCCACUUCCUGUCCUACAUCCAGGAGAAGAUGAUCAUCCCCAGCCUGUGGUCCAUCCUGAAGUGUGAGUUCUGUCAGCUGGCAUCGCUGGCCGUGCCCCAGCUCCUCCACGCCCUUUCCCUCUCCAACGGUGCCGACAUCUUCUGGAACCUCAUCGACACGCACUUCAACAGCAAGGACUGGAAGGUCCGCUUCGAGGCCGUGGAGAAGGUUGCGGUGCUCUGCCGGUUCCUGGACAUCGGCUCGGUCACCAAGAACCACCUGCUGAAGUACUCCCUGGCCCACGCCUUCUGCUGCUUCCUGGCCUCCGUGGAGGACGUGAACCCGGCGGUGGCCACCCGCGCCCGGCUGCUCCUGGACACCAUCAAGAGGCCCGCGCUGCAGGGCCUGUGUCUGUGUCUGGACUUCCAGUUCGACACGGUGGUGCGGGACCGGCCCAUCAUCCUCAGCAAGCUGCUGCUGCUCCACUCGCUGAAGAAGGAGAUCCCGGCGCUCAGCUGGGAGUUCUUCGUCAACCGCUUCGAGACACUCUCCCUGGAGGCCCAGCUGCACCUGGACUGCAACAAGGAGUUCCCCUUCCCCACCACCAUCACAGCGGUGCGCACCAACGUGGCCAACCUCAGCGACGCCGCCAUGUGGAAGAUCCGGCGGGCCCGCUUCGCCCGCAACCGGCAGAAGAGCGUCCGGUCCCUGCGGGACAGCGUGAAGGCGCCGUCCGACGGCAAGCGGGCCUUCUCGCUCCCCGAGUCCCUCAGCAGCCGGCUCCCGCGCUUCCUCUCGACCUUUAACCCUGACGCUUCAGCCUCUCUCCUAGGCCAGACGCCGUCGCCCGAGGAAGACUCGGGCAUCCGGGACGUCCUGCCCGAGGACGCGGGCAUCGACCACCAGACGGUGCACAUGCUCAUCAUGGUGCUGAUGAAGUUCAUGGCCAAGGACCAGAGCAGCGCCGAGCUGGACAUCGGCAGCGCCAAGGCCUUCAACACAGUGAAGCGCCACUUGUACGUGCUGCUGGGCUUCGACCAGCAGGAGGGCUGCUUCAUGAUCGCCCCGCAGAAGAUGCGCACCACCACCUGCUUCAACGCCUUCAUCGCCGGCAUCGCACAAGUCAUGGACUACAACAUCGGUCUGGGCAAGCAGCUGCUCCCCCUGGUGGUGCAGGUGCUUAAGUACUGCACCUGCCCCCAGCUGAGGCACUACUUCCAGCAGCCUCCUCGAUGCUCUCUGUGGGCGCUGCGGCCGCACAUCAGGCAGAUGUGGCUCAAAACGCUGCUGGUCAUCCUCUACAAGUACCCGUACAGAGAAAUUGAAGGCAGUAAGAUGAUCCUGCACCUGAUCCACAUCACCAUCAACACGCUCAACGCCCAGUACCACAGCUGCCGCCCGCACGCCACCGCCGGCCCGCUCUACAGCGACAACUCCAACAUGAGCCGCUACAGCGAGAAGGAGAAGGAGGAGGACAGUGUUUUUGAUGAGUCAGACAUUCACGACACGCCAACGGGCGUUGGCAACAAGGAAUCCCAGACCUUCUUCGCCCGCCUCAAGAGGAUCGGGGGCAGCAAGUCGGUCAAGUACCAGCCGGUAGAGCUGAACGCCAAGAAGAGUGACAUCGAGCUGUCGGAGUGCCGCGAGGGGGGGGGUCUCCCGGACACCAUCCUGCACUGCGUGCGCGAGGAGAGCACCCGCAAGAAGCGUCUGCAGGCCAUGCACAAGCAGAAGUCCCUGGACAUCUCCAACACCGACUCCCUGCUGUACAACCUGGACGAGCACCGCCGCAAGUCCUGCAUCGACCGCUGCGACCUGCAGGCCCCGUCCACGGCGGCCCCCGCCUCCUCCUCCUCCGCCGCCGCCUCCUCCCUCCACAGCCGGCACCACCACCACCACCACCACCACCACCACCACCACCACCACGGCAAGGGCUCGUCCGACAGCUCCUCGGUCCGCGUGGAGGGCAGCGACCUGCCCAACCGCCGCUGCUCCCGGGACAGCGCCAAGCCCGUCAUCCCCGAGGUGCGCCUCAGCUGCAUGGAGACCUUCGAGGACCGGCCGGACCAGGGCACCUCCUCGGCAGGCUCGGCCCAGGGCAAGGGCGACGAGCAGGACCUCAUCGACCUGUCCUCCGACUGCACCUCCAUCCCAGAGAAGCACUCGCUGCUCUCCAUGUCGGACAGCGACUCGCUGGUGUUCGAGCCGCUGCCGCCGCUCCGCAUCGUGGAGAGCGACGAGGAGUUCGACCUCGACGCCGUCGUGGGCUCCCGGCUGAACGGCGGCGGCAAGAUCCCCGUGUCCCCGGUGAGCGCGGGCGCCGGAGGCUCGCGGCCGCUGUCCCCUCUGGUGCAGGUGAGCGUGGAGAACUGCUCCCACGGCGGGGGCAGCCCUCGCCCCGCGGCGGCGCCCGCCCUCCAGGCGGAGGCCGGUCCGGAUCAGCUGCGGGUCGCCCGGAAGCCGCGCGCCGUCAGCCCGUGCGCCUCCCUGGAGCUGCCCGACCCGGCGGACCACGUCUGCCACGAGAGCCCCAUGACGCUGAAGCAGAAGAGGGACCUGCUGAGGAAGACGCCGCACCUCCCCGACACCUCGCUGGACGACGCCUCCGUGUCCCUGGAGGGGGGCCCGGCGGGCGGGGUCGGGGCCAGCCCCUUGGCGCGGCCCACCGUCUUCCUGGACAUCCCGGAAGACGCGGCGGAGCCCGCCUCCUCGCCAGAGAAGGACAGCAACAACAACAACGGGGACGGCGGCGAGGGCGACGACGAGGAGGACGACGACAUGGCUGACGAGGGGGACAGCGACCCCAAGGCCGACCGCGACAGCACCGAGACCGAGUUCAAGAUCCAGAUCGUCCCGCGGCAACGCAAGCAGCGGAAGAUAGCGGUGAGCGCCAUCCAGAGGGAGUACCUGGACAUCACCUUCAACACGCUGGACAAGCCGGGCGAGCAGCCCGCAGAUGGCGAUCACAAGGUUCUGUCUGCCUUGGAGAACCCCCGGGAGUCAGCCUCCGCGCCCACCCUCGAGGCUGCUCUACCCGAAACCAGCCACCGCUCUUCAGUGUCAACCCAGUACCGCCAGGCCAAGCGUGGCUCCCUUGGGGCUCUGACCAUGAGCCAGCUGAUGAAGAGGCAGCUGGAGCACCAGUCCAGCGCCCCGCACAACAUCAGCACCUGGGACACAGGCCCCACUAAGACCAGUCUCCUGUCCGCUCCCAGCACCGUCAGCAUGUUUGUCCCCGCCCCCGAGGAGUUCAUAGACGAGCAGCCCACCACCAUGUCAGACAGGUGCCGUGACUGCGGUGCAGUGCUGGAGGAGUACGACGAGGAGACCCUGGGCCUGGCGGUGGUGGUCCUCUCCAUGUUCAUCCACCUCAGCCCCGACCUGGCCGCCCCCAUGCUGCUGGACAUCAUGCAGUCUGUGGGCAGGUUGGCAUCCAGCAACAAUUUCCCUGGACAAGCAGAGAGUAUGCUGAUCCCAGGGAACGCGGCGGGCGUGGCAAAGCAGUUCCUCCGCUGUAUGUUCCAUCAGCUGGCCCCCAACGGCAUCCUCCCCCAGCUCUUUCAGAGUAACAUCAAAGACGGAAGCUUCCUCAGAACACUGGCGUCGUCUCUGGUCGACUUUAACGACCUGAGCUCCGUGGCCGCCCUCAACAUGUUGCUGGAGGGGCUGAACAAUAAGAAGAGUCUGCCAGCAGGGGGCACUAUGCUGCACUGCCUGGACAACAUCGCCACCUUCAUGGAGGCCCUGCCCAUGGACUCCCCCAGCAACCUGUGGACCACCAUUUGCAAUCAGUUCCAGACCUUCCUGGCCAAGUUGCCCUCUGUGCUGCCUCUUAAGUGUCCUGUGGAUUCCAGUUUGAGGAUCAUCAUUUGUCUGCUGAAGAUCCCCACCACCAACGCCACGCGGAGCCUGCUGGAGCCCUUCUCCAAGCUGGUGAGCUUCGUCAUCCAGUACGGGGUCUUCAGCCUGUCCUACCUGGUGGAGCUGUGCGGCCUGUGCUACAGAACCUUCAACAAGGAGAGGGAUAAGUUCUACAUGUCUCGCAUUGUGGUGAUGGAGCUCCUGCAGGCCCUGAAGUUCAAGUCCCCUCUCCCCGACACAAACUUACUGCUGCUGGUUCAGUUUGUCUGUGCAGAUAUUGGAACGCGGCUGGCGGAGUCCACCAUCAUCCAGAAGCACAUGAUCUCAUCGCUGCCAGUGUGCUCGACGGCGGCGAUGGAGUGCAUGCGGCAGUACACCAGCGAGCUGCUGGACUUCAUUGCUGACAUGCACACACUGACCAAACUCAAAAGCCACAUGAAGGCCUGCUGCCACCCCCUGCACGAGGACACCUUCGGGGGCAACCUGAAGGUGGGCCUGGCCCAGGUGGCCGCCAUGGAGAUCAGCAAGGGCAACCACCGCGACAACAAGGCGGUGGUCCGCUACCUGCCCUGGCUCUAUCACCCCCCCUCCGCCAUGCAGCAAGGGCCCAAGGAGUUCAUCGAGUGCGUGUCCCACAUCCGGCAGCUCUCCUGGCUGCUGCUGGGGUCCCUGACGCACUGCGCCCUGUUCCAGGGCUCCACCGCCUGCAUGCCCAUCCCUCUGGACGCGGGCUCGCACAUCGCAGACCACCUCAUCGUCAUCCUCAUCGGCUUCCCCGAGCAGUCCAAGACGUCGGUGCUCCACAUGUGCUCCCUGUUCCACGCCUUCAUGUUCGCCCAGCUGUGGACCAUCUACUGUGAGCAGGCGGCGGCGGCGCCGGCCCUCCAGAACCAGAACCACAACGAGUUCUCCUCCAGCGCCAUCCUGACGGGCCUGGAGUUCUGGAGUCGCGUCACGCCCAGCAUCCUGCAGCUAAUGGCGCACAACAAAGUGAUGGUGGAGAUGGUGUGCCUUCACGUCAUUAGUCUAAUGGAAGCCCUGCAGGAAUGCAAUUCAACUAUAUUUGUCAAGCUCAUCCCCAUGUGGCUGCCCAUGAUCCAGUCCAACCUCAAGCACCUGUCUGCGGGGCUGCAGCUGCGUCUGCAGGCCAUCCAGAACCGCGUGAACCACCAGUCGCUGCAGGGCCAGGCCCCGGGGGCCCUGCCGCUGGCCCUGCGCAAGUGGCUGCAGUGCACCCAGUUCAAGAUGGCCCAGGUGGAGAUCCAGUCCUCAGAGGCCGCCUCCCAGUUCUACCCCAUGUGAGCCCCUCCGUGCGGCCCGCCCAGGGACUCCAGCAGGCGCCCACUUUGACCCAAGCAGAAAAAUGAAUCCGCAUCCAAAGACCCUUAAUGAGGAGGUCUGAAGCUGGAGAACCGCCAGAGAGAAGGGCCUUCAGGUUCAGGAGAGCGGUUCAGGAGAGCGCGCGGUCUUCAGGAGAGCCGACGGUCUUCAAGGUUCAGGAGAGCGGUUCAGAAGAGCGAACGGUGUUCAGGUUCAGGAGGGCGAAGAGCCUUCUGGUCCAGGAGUUUCCAGGAGGCAGAAGCAGUGCCAUAUCGGUCUAUCAGGUGCCAGAAUGUACAUAAACCAACCAGAAAUUGAUAUACCGAACAUCUUUAUGUUAUAUAUAACAGAGAGUAUCUGAGAUGUUUAUUCACUACGAGAUAGAUUCACACUGCGGUCUUCAUAACGUUGAACUUUUUAGAAUACUUGGUUGCAAGAGGAUGAAUAAAAGCUGUUUUUAUUGUAA
Messenger RNA from Gadus morhua (Atlantic cod), 10894 nucleotides. It is a transcript of the gene unc79, whose product is annotated as unc-79 homolog, NALCN channel complex subunit. The record is from RefSeq and is a predicted model, not a curated record. Gene Ontology annotation, molecular function: protein binding. NCBI's taxonomy places the organism in Eukaryota, Metazoa, Chordata, Actinopteri, Gadiformes, Gadidae. The coding region runs from base 2272 to 10410 and encodes 2712 amino acids. The transcript has 52 exons.